Messenger RNA from Mucor velutinosus, 1452 nucleotides. RefSeq lists its product as uncharacterized. Bases 1 to 1452 code for a protein of 483 amino acids. Gene Ontology annotation, cellular component: cytoplasm. Gene Ontology annotation, biological process: intracellular signal transduction; regulation of MAPK cascade; protein phosphorylation. Gene Ontology annotation, molecular function: protein serine/threonine kinase activity; ATP binding. The transcript has 6 exons. The record is from RefSeq and is a predicted model, not a curated record. Lineage: Eukaryota; Fungi; Mucoromycota; Mucoromycetes; Mucorales; Mucoraceae.
AUGAGUGCGUUGUCUGCAUCUCAGCACAGUAUUCAACAAAUGCCCAAAAAUGACGAGCCAAUUGCCUCUUACUUGGCUGGACUCAACAAAAGAUCAAAGAGAAAUACAUUUGAGGGCUCCUACAACACUACACAAAAGAGAAGAAGCUCAGGCGUCAUUAAUAGAAUAAUGCGUAUGUUUUUGUUCAAGCAGAAAAAGGCACACUCCAGCAGAAACAUGAUGGUUAUUUCAUGGCCAUUUGAUGCAAUACAUAAAACACAUAUACAUUUUGAUGCUGAUACAGGGGAAAUGACACUUGGAAAAGCGCCAGAUUGGGAAAUAUCUGGUUUAGGUAGCAAACAACAAGACAUUUUACUGUCUUCUUUUAUCAAGCGAGUCUAUGCCGAGAUUGAAAAGAACCAGCAAAACAGGCCUCUACCAGUCAUGACAGUAGCAGCAGCAGUAGAGGCGAUGCCACAACAGCCACAGAGUAUGUCAGAAUCGACCAAGAAAUCCGAUCGCAAGCGGCCCACAAAGAGGGCCAUGUCCACACCUGAAGCUAUUGCCGAGCUAAGCAAAUUAUGUAAACAGGAGGAUCCUUGCACGAUAUACACUGAUAUGGUGAAAAUUGGGGAAGGGGCCUCUGGUUCUGUUUAUAAAGCUCAAAGAAUAUCCAGCAAAGACAAUGGCCAAUUUGUAGCUAUAAAACAAAUCCACCUUAGAAGGCAAGUGAGAAAAGACUUGAUUGUGGAUGAAGUUCGAAUGGGCAAAGUAGAUCAGGCACACAAAAACAUGGUACAGCACAUUGAAUCUUAUAUAUGGAAGAAUGAUGUCUGGAUUGUGAUGGAGUACAUGGAGGGCGGUAGUUUGACAGAUAUCGUGACACAAAACUACAUGGCAGAAAGAGAGAUUGCCGCUGUAUGUCUAGAGGUGCUUCAUGGCUUGGACUACCUUCAUUCCAGAGGCAUCAUCCAUCGAGACAUCAAGAGCGACAACAUCUUGAUUGGCAUGCAGGGCCAAAUUAAGCUUUCUGAUUUUGGCUAUUGCGCUCAAAUCGAUAAGAAGCAAUCCAAAAGAACAACUCUAGCCGGUACUCCUUGCUGGAUGGCACCUGAAGUUGUUCAACGCAAAGAAUAUGGACCCAGUGUAGACAUUUGGUCGCUCGGCAUUACAGCCAUUGAGAUGGUGGAGGGAAGUCCACCUCAUCUAGAAGAUCCGGAGCAAGCAAUUCGACUGCUGACAACACAACGUGUACCACCUUCGCUGAAAGAUCCUGAGCAGCUAUCAGUGACAUUCCGUGAUUUCUUGAGUAAAUGUCUCAAAUUCAAUGCUGAAAGUAGACCUUCUGCUGCUGAACUGUUGCAGCAUCCCUUUCUGGCCAAAGCGGCCCCUUUAUCAUGUCUUUUGCCUCUGAUCGAAUCUGCAAAAAAGAGUGCUGCGUUAGACGAUUACCCUGCCCCAUCUCAAAAAUAA